Messenger RNA from Helianthus annuus (common sunflower), 3358 nucleotides. RefSeq names its product probable LRR receptor-like serine/threonine-protein kinase At1g53430. The transcript has 24 exons. Gene Ontology annotation, molecular function: protein binding; protein kinase activity; ATP binding. Bases 152 to 3193 code for a protein of 1013 amino acids. The record is from RefSeq and is a predicted model, not a curated record. Gene Ontology annotation, biological process: protein phosphorylation. Lineage: Eukaryota; Viridiplantae; Streptophyta; Magnoliopsida; Asterales; Asteraceae.
CUUUCUCUAUCUCUGCAACUAACAAACUCAACUGCAAUCUUCGUUCAUCUCUCUCUCUCUCUCUCUCUUUCACACACACGCCAGGAGCUGUAAUCCAAGCCUUAAUCUGACGAACAGAAGUCGCGUUACAAAGUCGUCUCGACGACGAACGAUGGCAGAAUUCAAGUUGUUCAUGCUCGUUUUGUUCGUAUCGAUUAGUCUCCGUGAUAUUCGAUCCGCAGCUCAACUUUUACCUGAUCAAGAAGUUGUAGCCAUGAGGUCUAUAGCCUCAAAACUACAAUAUAGCAAUUGGAGGAUUGCUGAUGAUUCGUGCAGCAGAGGUUUUGGACUUAAUAACACCGUUACCUUCGACAAGGAUGGGCUUAUGGACUUUGGCAGCAAUGUAACUUGCAACUGUACCGCCACUGUUUGCCACAUAUCAAGAAUCCAACUAAAAGGACUCAAUUUGACAGGAGUUUUACCCGAAGAAUUUGUAAAUCUCACUAAUCUGAUAGAAAUAGAUCUAUCCCGCAACUAUAUAAAUGGCACUAUUCCAUCCAGUUUCAGUCGGCUCAGCGUUAGCAUUUUGAGUCUUUUGGGGAACCGACUCAGUGGGCCGAUACCUGAAGAAAUUGGUGGUAUGUCUACACUUGAAGAACUAGUCAUAGAAGACAAUUUGCUUGGAGGACCGCUUCCACGAAAUCUUGGCCGUUUGUCCCGCUUGAGAAGAUUCCUUGCUUCUGCAAAUAACUUUACAGGAACCAUACCCGAAUCGUAUGGAAGACUGACCAAUUUAGAAGACUUUAGGAUAGACGGGAGUUCAUUAUCCGGGAGAAUACCUGAUUUUAUCGGAAACUGGACAAAUCUCACGAGACUUGAUUUGCAAGGAACUUCAAUGGAAGGACCAAUCCCUUCUACAAUAUCUCGGUUGACAAAGUUGAAGGAAUUGAGAAUAACUGAUCUGGCUGGAGCAUCCAGUUCAAGAUUUCCGGAUCUGCUAUCUAUGACACAAUUGAAUAGAUUGACCUUGAGAAAUUGUUUACUUACGGGCUCUAUACCUGAAAACAUCGGACAACUAAGCAAAUUGAAGCUUAUAGACUUGAGUUUCAACACUUUGACUGGCUCAAUACCUGAUUCAAUUCAGACACCACAGAUCGAUAACUUAUUUUUAAAUAACAACUCGCUGUCUGGAGACAUACCCGGCUGGAUAUUUACAAGCAAAGAAAAGAUCGACAUAUCUUACAAUAAUUUUACACGGUCUCAAGAAGAGAAUUGUCAGUCGUCUAGUUUGAAUUUAGUUUCAGCUCUUUCACCUUCGGCGAGCAACAAAAAUUCUUGGUGUUUGAAUGACCAACUUACUUGCAGCAGCAACCCGAACCGUUAUUCUUUAUUUAUUAAUUGUGGUGGAACCAGAACAGAAUUCGAUGGAAACGAAUAUGAAGAAGAUUUAACAGACCAAGAAUCAUACUACUAUUAUAUUCCAGAGAGAUGGGCUUACAGCACCAAUGGUGUAUUCAUGGGCAAUGAGAAUGCCCCAUUUGUUGCCCGCCCAACAAAUGUGACAGGUGGUGAUAUAUAUCGCACGGCUCGUUUUUCUCCCACUUCACUAAGGUACUAUGGUCUGUGUUUGCGGCCAGGGAGUUAUAAAGUGAGGCUUCACUUUGCUGAAAUAAGUUAUACCGAUGACAUGACUUUUAGUAGUCUUGGAAGACGCUUUUUUGAUAUAUCCAUCCAAGGAGUUCUACAAAGGAAAAACUUCAACAUUGUGGAAAGAGCUAACGGUGUUGGCAGGGGUACUUUCAUAGACUUCGAUAAUGUUAUGGUUAAUGGAACGACCCUGGAGAUUCACUUGUACUGGGCAGGGAAGGGGACUACUGCUAUUCCAGAUAGAGGCGUAUACGGGCCUCUUUUAUCCGCUAUCGCAAUAACACCAAACUUUGACGUAAGUACCGGAUCAGGACUCUCUGGAGGAGCUAUAGCUGGAAUUGUGAUUGGUUCGUGCACCUUUGUUGGGCUAAUUUUAGCUAUACUUUGGAAAAAGGGUUAUUUAGGUGGAGAUAAAGAAGAUAAAGAGCUCCGAGCACUUGAACUACAAACAGGCUACUUUAGUCUCCGGCAAAUCAAGACUGCAACUCAUAACUUUGAUCCUGCUAAUAAGAUUGGUGAAGGAGGCUUCGGACCAGUUUACAAGGGUGUACUCUCAGAUGGUUCUGAGAUUGCUGUUAAGCAAUUAUCCGCCAGAUCAAAACAGGGGAACCGUGAAUUUGUCACUGAAAUAGGCAUGAUAUCUGCUUUACAGCAUCCACAUCUUGUAAAACUAUAUGGAUGUUGCAUUGAAGGAAAAGAAUUAUUACUGGUGUAUGAAUACUUGGAAAAUAACAGUCUUGCGCGUGCCCUUUUUGGUCGCCAAGACCAGAAACUUAAUUUGGACUGGGCAACAAGAAAGAAGAUAUGUGUGGGGAUAGCACGGGGCUUAACUUAUCUUCACGAGGAAUCGAGAUUAAAAAUAGUUCAUAGAGACAUAAAAGCCACCAAUGUGCUUCUUGACAAGGAUCUCAAUGCAAAAAUAUCAGAUUUUGGUUUAGCAAAAUUGGAUGAAGAAGAGAAUACUCAUAUCAGCACACGAAUUGCUGGAACAAUAGGGUAUAUGGCUCCAGAAUAUGCGAUGAGAGGGUACUUGACAGAUAAAGCAGAUGUUUACAGCUUUGGAGUUGUCGCAUUAGAGAUUGUUAGCGGGAAAAGCAAUACAAACUACAGGCCAAAGGAAGACUUUGUCUACCUCCUUGACUGGGCAUAUGUGCUACAAGAGCAAGGGAAUCUUUUGGAGCUAGUGGACCCUAGUUUAGGAAAAUACUCAAAAGAAGAGGCAAUGAGGAUGCUUAACUUAGCUCUUCUAUGCACAAAUCCAUCUCCCACCCUAAGGCCGCCCAUGUCAUCUGUUGUCAAAAUGUUGGAAGGUAAAAUGCCGGUUCAGCCUCCAAUGGUCGUCAAACGAGAUCCGGGGAACCCAGACAUGAGGUUCAAAGCCUUUGACAUGACAUCGCAUGAUAGUCAAACACAAGUCUCCACUAUCUCAGCUGACAGUUUAGAGCCUAGGAGCAUCUCCACAGAUGGUCCAUGGGUUGAUUCGUCGCCUUACAACAAUGAGAGCAAGGAAAGUACUUCAGAAAGGAAGCUUCUACCUGAUCUUGAUCUUUAUGAUAUCAAUGUUUGAAUCGGUAAGGUUUAUGAUGAUUUUGUUCAUUUAUUACAAGUGUCUAUAUUAUAAUUUAUAACUAUAGAUAAAUGAUUUGUAUGUAUUUUGUUCAUCUACUAUAAGAAGUGUAGUAGAUGUUUUAAUUGGUUGCAUAAGAAAAAGUAGUAUUUGAUUUAAACCUCA